UUUAACUGAACGCCGGAGAAGACUCAAUUCUUGUACCUCAUUCUUAUCUGUAACUGCCACCGUCGAUUCUGUUACGGUGAAGUAACCGCCACCAAAUGCAGCAGCCUGGGGAGCAGAGCGACGUGCCAUUCAGAAGGAUUCCACCGAAGCCGCGCCGACAGCGUCGCCUCAGGCGAUGGAGCUUCGGUUCGCGUGCUGCCUCUAGGGUUUACGAGCUUCAGCCUCGUGAAGAAAUGCAGCAAAAUGCCUUGCAAACGCGGGUGACUAGAAUAACUGACUUGGACAGAGCCUAUUUCGACUGUUACGCUCACAUUGGCGUCCACGAAGAGAUGAUAAAGGAUCGUGUGCGGACUGAUGCAUAUAAGAAUGCAAUAAUGCAUCAUAAAGAUUUUAUUAAAAACAAAGUUGUACUUGAUGUUGGAUGUGGUACAGGGAUCCUUUCUAUAUUUUGUGCUCAGGCUGGUGCCAAGCGGGUGUAUGCAGUUGAAGCAAGUAGCAUUGCCCUGCAGGCAAGAAGGGUUGUUGAAGCUAAUAAUCUUUCAAAUGUUAUCAUGGUAUUGCAUGGACUAGUUGAGGAUGCUGAAAUCAAGGAAAAGGUCGAUGUUAUAAUUUCAGAAUGGAUGGGCUAUAUGCUUGUAUAUGAGAGCAUGCUUGGAAGUGUUAUUACUGCCAGAGAUCGAUGGCUCAAACCUGGAGGUCUGAUUCUUCCUUCAAAUGCAAGGUUGUACAUGGCUCCUUUUACCCAUACCAAAAGAUACCAUGAAAGUGUUGACUUCUGGCGCAAUGUUUAUGGAAUUGAUAUGUCUGCCUUGCUACCAUUAGCAAAACAGGGUGAGUUUGAAGAACCUUCUGUCGAGACAAUUACUGGUGAAAAUGUUUUGACAUCGCCACGUACAGUGAAAUAUGUCAACUGUUACUCUAUUACCAUUCCUGAGCUAAAAUGCAUAACGACAAGGUUUAAGUUCAACUCAUUGGUGAAAGCACCACUACAUGGUUUUGCAUUUUGGUUUGAAGUUGAAUUUGAUUCGCCAGCACCAGUGCUAUCACCAAUGCCAAUCAAUUUUCUGUUACCAGCUUCAUCUGUUGACAAUGAUCCAGUGGACGGUAGUCAGGGGGAAAAGUGUAGAAACCGAAAGCUGCUCCUGUCAACUGCACCUGAAGACCCGCCAACACACUGGCAACAGACCUUGAUAUACUUUUAUGAUCCAAUAGAGCUUGAACAAGAUCAACUUAUUGAAGGAAUGGUGGCACUGUCACAAAGCCAAGAACAUGCCCGGUUUAUAAAUAUUCACCUUGAAUAUACUUCAGAAGGUCGAUCCCAUGUGAAAGAGACCACUAUGAGAUGAUCAAGUAGUUUUCAAUUGUCUUGUGGGUGAAGAUCUCAAUCUCAUCCAGGUGAAUAUUGUGUCUAUUCUCACUUCGUUUCCUCAACAGAACUGAGAUAACAAAAACCCGCUUAGCCUUACAUGCUAGAUUACUCU
Molecule: messenger RNA, 1481 nt
Organism: Abrus precatorius (Indian licorice)
Lineage: Eukaryota; Viridiplantae; Streptophyta; Magnoliopsida; Fabales; Fabaceae
Product: probable protein arginine N-methyltransferase 6
Exons: 13
Coding region: 96-1346 (416 amino acids)
Biological process (GO): peptidyl-arginine methylation
Molecular function (GO): protein-arginine N-methyltransferase activity
Source: RefSeq, a predicted model, not a curated record